This is a messenger RNA of Tilletiopsis washingtonensis, 1706 nucleotides long. RefSeq lists its product as hypothetical. The record is from RefSeq and is a predicted model, not a curated record. NCBI's taxonomy places the organism in Eukaryota, Fungi, Basidiomycota, Exobasidiomycetes, Entylomatales. The transcript is spliced from 3 exons. Bases 384 to 1670 code for a protein of 428 amino acids.
GCAUGCUUCAGCCGUGAUGCGUGCAUGCGUGGCUCACUAACACGCUGCUGCUGCACAGCAUGUGUCUCCAUCUGGAUGCUGGUCGGCGAGGUCAAGGGGCGUCUGUGAGGCCGGAGAGGGGUCGAGGCCGCGCGGCACGUGAUUGCUCCACACCCCGCGGAGUGCGCUCGGACCACCCGCCUCUGGAAGGGCCCAGGCCGCCCUCGAGCUCCCCGCCUCUUCUCUUCCUCAUCAUCAAGACGCAACGAGCCAUUGCUGCCCGAGGGCUACACAGUACAUCGCUGCAUCAGAGACGGGAACGAGCACAGCAGCAGCAGCGCAGCAUCUCCGACCGAGGCAAGGAAACAAGAGCGCGCACUCGGCCUCCUGCACGCCGAGCAGCCAUGUUCUGGGUACCAGGCGCCUUCAUUCCCGACCAGAACGGCGCCUCCACUUCCGCCUUGCCAUCUCUCGACGAGGGCAGCACAGGCAAGGCAUCUCUCGUCCGUCGACGACCGCACUUCGACGAGCCCUCUCCGCCUCCCUGGCGCAGUCGUUCCUCCGCUGUCCUCACGCCCGGAGCAGGCGCUGCGCUGCCCGCCGAGCUCGUGCUUGCCAUCUUUGAGCAUGCAGCAUCAGGCGACGCACAUACGUGUGCCGUGCUCUGCAGCCUCUCGCAUGCCUACAGCUCGCAUCUCCGAGCAAGGCUCUACCAUGCUCCCGUCCUUCGGCGCGGCGAUGCUACGUAUGCGUUGCGACGCUCGCUCUCGGCUGCUACAAAGCUAGGCGCGCUGGUCCGACAUCUCUACCUUUGCACAACCUCCUCUCCCUCUCCCCCAAGCGCGCUCUUUCCCCGUCCACCAGCUCCUUGCAGCGGUGCAGCGACAGCCGAUCGCAUCCUGCAGCUCUGCGGCAACGUCAGUGUCCUCACGCUCGAGCGGAGCGCAUGCUUUGACUGGGGACCGGGUCUCUACGCAAUGCGUCACGCGCGAGAGAUCACGCUCGUGGGCGUGCGCACGGCAGAGGACUUUGUGGGCUUGCAUGGCCGGAGAGAGAUGAGAGAGCGGGUGGAGGAUGCCAUGGGAAGACAUGAGCUGCCAGGCGUGCAGCGACUCCAGCUCACCAACUUCACGCCCUCUUCUCUCUCCGGCAUCCUCAACCUGCACACGCUCGAGCAUCUCAUCCUCACCUACCCGCUUCUCCCUCCCGUGCCACCAGGCGGCAUGGCCACGCUCCGCAUCCUGCCUCGCGCACACAUGCUCCGACUGCUAGGCGACGUUGGUGCUGGCACCACGGGUCCAGCGCCUGGCGAUCGGCUACGCCGCAUCAUCGUGCGCGCCCCGCCUGCUGUGCUCGCCACGAUCGCCUCUGAGCUCGCGCCGCUGCCCGACGAGAGACUGCGCUUUCGAUGUCUCUACUCGCCGCUUGACGAUGCUGCACCGCCAGCACUCGAUCUGCUACACGAGUGGCAGCUCGGCGUGCUUGCGGCGCAGCAGAGAGACACGCAGGCGAAGCGUCAGGAGCCACAAGCGGUGCCGCUGCAUGCGCCGUGGGCAGACGAGCUGUCGGAUGUAGUAGGCGCGACGGACGAGAGCGUAGAGCUGCUCGAACAGCUGGCGAGAGCGGACGCGGCGCGCCUGGGCCAGGAGGCACCCCUCGUGCCACGCAGCCUGGCUGCUGCGUUCUGGUAGUCGGUGCGCUGGCAAUGCUAUACCAUGAAGUCCCGA